AUGAGACAGGUUAUGGCCAGCAGAUAUAGAGGAACAGGAGAGUGGGACCCCAGAGGGCUACAUCUGGGCAUGACCCUGCUGUCCCUGCCUUCUUCACCAGAUGAAAGAAAGCAAGUAACAACAACAUGGCCGGCCCAUGGACAUGGGCAUGAACAUGGUCAUAGUAAAAUGGAACUUCCAGAUUAUAAACAACAGAAGAUAGAAGGGACACCAUUAGAAACUGUCCAGGAGAAGCUGGCUGCACAAGGGCUAAGGGAUCCAUGGGGCCGCAGUGAAGCUUGGAGAUACACAGGUGGCUUUGCAAAUAAUGUUUCCUUUGUUGGUGUAUUAUUAAAAGGAUUCAAAUGGGGAUUUGCUGCACUUGUGGUAGCUGUAGGGGCUGAAUAUUACCUGGAGUCCUGGCAAAAAGAGGCAUCACUGAAGAUAAUACCUGGAAGUAUCUUUUAA
Molecule: messenger RNA, 447 nt
Organism: Lagenorhynchus albirostris (white-beaked dolphin)
Lineage: Eukaryota; Metazoa; Chordata; Mammalia; Artiodactyla; Delphinidae
Product: NADH dehydrogenase [ubiquinone] 1 beta subcomplex subunit 3-like
Exons: 3
Coding region: 1-447 (148 amino acids)
Biological process (GO): electron transport chain; mitochondrial respiratory chain complex I assembly
Cellular component (GO): mitochondrion
Source: RefSeq, a predicted model, not a curated record